Messenger RNA from Ectocarpus sp. CCAP 1310/34, 3300 nucleotides. The record is from the annotation of a GenBank genome assembly. Lineage: Eukaryota; Phaeophyceae; Ectocarpales; Ectocarpaceae.
AUGUCACGAGCUGCAACCGGAGCAAGGAAGAUGAAUGACACCGCCGUCAGUGUCGGCGUCUCGGAUCAGGUCGUCCACCACCCAUCGCAAAAGCAGCUCCGAGAGCUGCUGCAGAUGCUCAUGGGUACCCCGGCCGGCGUUGUGCAACAGGUGGGGCACUUGUUGAUGCUCUUCGUGGCGGUUAUCAAGGCCGACUCGCCCGCCACCGACGCCGGCGACGGCAGCGGCGGCAGCGGAACCGGCUGCGGCAACUGCGGGAGUCAGCCCCAGGUUGCUCGCAGUGCUGCUGCCCGGCUUCGCGACACCACGGCCGAAGAACGGAAGGAAGCCAUUGUCCUCCUUCAGACCGCGCACAAGGAGUUGAAGAAGAACAACACCAGGGGUGCGGGGAAGGCCGGCAAGGGCGGGAUUUGCGUGUCGACCAGAAGCGGCCCUAGCGACGAAGCCAAGGCGAAAGGACUUCAGAGGUGGGCUGCCAAAGGCAAACGGCACGUUGGACAGCUGCAGCAGCUUCUUCUUGGGUCUGGCAUGGCAGUGAAAGGUCGACAGGACCACGCCCGCCUGCUCAACUUCCACGCGAAGCGUAUCUCCAGCGAGGAGGCCAAGAAGGGAUCAUCGGCCGCGGCAAUCGCCUUCGAGAUGAUGAAUUCCACCAUCAACAGCGUCCUCAACAUAUGUGGCGAAGCAAAGUCCGCCGAUACGGUAGCGGCAGGGCAGAUUUCCUCGGGCGGAUCGGACAACGACGUUGGCGACGACGAUCCUUUGGCUAGGAAGCGGUCGAACGGCUUCUGGGAACGAAACGUGCGGGGCGCGGAAAAUGUGAUCUCCGCCCGAAGCCCCCCGUCGGCGUGCGCCGACGAUGUGAUGGACGACGACUCUGAGGCGACACCAACCGAGACGAUGAUGGAAAGGUCCCCACGGGGUGAUGCGGGAUCCAGCCAAGAGACUUCGGCAGGAAGUGGUGCGGGACGACAGAUGAUCACCCUCGACGGGCACAUGCCCAACGGCAUCGGAGGUGCUACCGCAACCAUGCCGGAGGCAGCCCGCGCGAUGGCCGCCCAGGGAGCAGGGAUCACCAAAGACAACCGGAUGGCGCGAGAACUCAAGUCCCUCAAGAUCCUUGGUUCCCCCCACUACGCCAUCGAGCUGGCCGGUUCCCACGACGGCAGCGACUUCCUGACCCUGGCCUUCGCGAACGCCGACCUCGACCUGCACGAGAUGCUGGCCGAUCCGCAGCUUCACGGAGGCAUGUCCAACCUAGGCAUGAUGAGCCUAUUUGGAGGUCUCGUCAACGGGGUGUCGAGCAUCCACAACCAAGGCUUCGCUCACGGCAACAUCAACCCGAAAAGCGUGCGGGUCGUCUCCGGCAAAAACGCGAGAUGGGUGAUCCGUGACUUCGACAGUGCCGGAGUACUAGGAAAGGACCACAUUUCCGUGGGACUUUUCUUCGAGUACCUUGCCCCCGAGGCAAUGGCCUACGCCACUGAAGAGUGCAACACUCCCGUCCUUCUCCGGAAGAGUGUUGACGCCUACGCCCUCGGACAGAUACGCUGCCAGGUGCUUGCACGCGACCCCAUGCCUCCGCUAUCGGCAGAGACCGUCCGUAUUUUCGCCGGCCUGCUGCACGACAUCCCGUCUGAGCGUCUGAGCGUCCGGGCACUCAACGAGUUCGCCUCAUUCGAACCGCGCUGGGAGUCCCAGCCAUCCCAAGGGCAGGACGAGCACAGCGGCACGCUGGCACCGCCAGCUCAGCAGGAGGCAUUGCCACAGGCAAUCUUGGGGGAGCCUGAGAAGGAUAGGGCCUCAGCGGACACGAAGAGGGAUCACCGCGCUGCGUGGGCCCAGCCGACCCUCACGCCGAACAAUGUCGCCCUGCUGCGGGAAUCCCUUCAACAUCCUCGCGCGAACAGUGACAGCCAUGACACGGACGACGGCACCGACGACGACAAGAGCGAUGCCAAGAGCGACAGCAGCACCGACGACGAUGACAGUGAGGAGGAGGAGAGCGACGGCGGUGAUGGUGGUCACAGCGACUCCGGCUCCGACUCCGACUCUGUCUCCGGGUCCGACUCCGGCAGCGACUCCGACUCUGUCUCCGGGUCCGACUCCGGCAGCAACUCCGACUCCGACCGCGACUCCGACUCCGACUCCGACUGCGGCUCUGACCGCGACAGCGACUCCGGCUCCAACGACGACGACGACGACGAACCUCCACCGCCUUUGGUGAGCGACUCGGAGGAUGAGUACUGUAACGAAGUGCGCGCACGUGGUCGACUUGCUAUUGGUGUCGUCAGCAUCUUCGACUCCGAUUACGACUCCACCUCUGUGUCCUGCUCCGACUGCGACCGCGACUCCGACCGCGACUCUGACUGUGGCUCCAACGACGACGACGGUGAUGAACCUCCUCCGGCUUUGGCGAGCCACCCUGAGGAUGCGUACUACGACGAAGUGUGCGCACGUGGUGGCCUUGCUGUUGGCGGCGAUUACAACAACGGCCGCUCCGACAAGCUGGUGGACGCCCACCUCUGCCUCGAAGAGAAGGCGUACCCCAGAUGCAGGGAGGGCUACGAGAGCAUCCCCGAGGGCAAGGUCAGGUGGGCCCUGUCAGUCAUCAGAGAGAUCACCGACACGAUCAAUGUGCCGACGCCCAUCGUCGCGCUUGCGGCCAUCACUCUCGGGGUGACCGCCGCGAUACCGGGAUUCCUGAGCAGGCGUAGCGACGAAGACCUGUGCCUUCUGCCCGCGGCAUGUGUAUCACACGCAAUCAGUCGGCUGGACAAGCUUGACGAGAGCUCCGUUGACCUCUACGGGAUCAUGGACCAGAUGCUGGCGAUCACGAAAGCCGCUUCGGAGGGCAGGGGCAAGAACGGCGGCCCAGUGUUUGGCCAGCCAGGCGCAGGCGACCCCAAGACGAUCUUGCUGGCACUCUUCUUUUAUCUGAUGCUCACCCUGCCGGAGGAGCUCACCUGCCCCGGUCCGAUGGACUACAUGGAGGUUUUCGCCGAACAGUCCGGCCUUGACCACACCCUCACCGGGCAAGAGCUUGGAUGCGUUUACGACGAAUACGACAGAUUCGUACGCGCCGUCGCCUUGAACGGCCUGCUCCGCACGCUGUCGCCUUCGGACAUAGCGCGUGGCGCCUUCUUCGGAGCAGCGGGCGUGUCCAUCGUGUUCAGCGAGCAAGGGGCAUCGGCGGAGGGAGGGGACUCGGUGGCCAAGGAGGAAGGGUCUGGCGAUGGCGGCGGCGGCAACGGCAGCGGUGGGGACGGUGACGACCACGACGACGACCGUGGUCCAUAG